Molecule: messenger RNA, 342 nt
Organism: Truncatella angustata
Lineage: Eukaryota; Fungi; Ascomycota; Sordariomycetes; Amphisphaeriales; Sporocadaceae
Exons: 3
Coding region: 1-342 (113 amino acids)
Source: RefSeq, a predicted model, not a curated record
AUGUCUGUAGGACAGAUUCUGAACAUCGUAGCUGAUACACACAGGAUGCACGCCGCAGAAAGACGGAAACAGACAGGGCAGGAAAGGAAAUGGCUCGACAGGACAAGCUGGAUCCUCGUCGCAACAAGCUUAACAUUCAUUCCGUACCCGCCAGCUGGUGACGAGUGGCUGAUGGUCAAUAUCCGGUCGGGAGCUGCAUGGUAUGCUUUUGUCCUAACUGCGACAGAGCUGUUCCUUGCCCUUGUCCUGGCCACGACCAGAAUCAGGAUUGGAACGAUAGUACGGUUAACUAGUUUUACGAAGCACAAUCUCCACACCAAGAUGCACCAACAUCAAUUUUGA